UUUGACCGCCACCCUUGCAAGUGUUGGAGCUGCCAGUAUUCCCAGCGCGGGACUUGUCACUAUGCUUCUGAUCCUUACUGCAGUGGGUCUCCCUACACAGGACAUCAGUUUGCUUGUUGCUGUUGACUGGCUUUUGGACCGGAUGAGAACGUCAGUCAAUGUAGUGGGGGAUUCUUUUGGUGCUGGCAUUGUCUACCACCUUUCCAAGGCAGAACUUGACACCAUUGAUUCCCAUCAUAAAGGGCAUGAAGACAUUGAAAUGACCAAGACUCAGUCAAUCUAUGACGACAUGAAAAAUCAUAGGGAAAACAACUCAAACCAAUGUGUUUUUGCAGCUCACAACUCAGUCAUAGUAGAUGAGUGCAAGGUAACAAUGGCAACCAAUGGCAAAUCUGCAGACUUCAGCGUUGUUGAAGAGGAGCCUUGGAAAUGUGACAACUAA
Pelecanus crispus (Dalmatian pelican) is the source of this 442-nucleotide messenger RNA. The record is from RefSeq and is a predicted model, not a curated record. Lineage: Eukaryota; Metazoa; Chordata; Aves; Pelecaniformes; Pelecanidae.